AUGCGGUUCUCAACCGUGUCUCAUAUCCUAUGCGGCGCUGUCGCCGUCUCGGCAGCGACCAUACCGCGGUCCGCCUCCCUCAAGCGAGACUCUGAGACGGUCGACUUAAGUCAAUUUGGCAAUGGCUUUCAGACCCUGUCUCCCGAAGAUGCCAAGGCGGCUGCCGACGACACCUUCGACCCUAGUCUAGUCACCAAGCCGGAUCAGGUCACCAGCGCAACCAAUGCCGUCGACGGCGAACCUGCUGCUGCCGCCGCAGAUACCUGCACCAACCCGACCGUCCGCGUGGAAUGGCGCGACAUGGCCGACUCGGACAAGACGGCGUUCCUCAAGGCCGUCAACUGCCUCCUGAAGGCCCCCUCGGCGGGUAAUUUCCCUGGCUCGCAGAACCGGUACGAGGACAUCGUCGUCGUGCACCAACAGAUGACGGGCUCUAUCCAUAUGGUGCAGCAGUUCCUGCCCUGGCACCGCUACUACCUCAACAUCUACGAGUCGAUAUUACGGGACGAGUGUUCCUAUGCCGGGCCCAUGCCAUGGUGGGACGAGACCAAGGACGCGGGUAGCUUUGCCAACUCUCCUCUAUUCACUGAUCAGUGGUUCGGCCGUGCGCCGCUGAAGACGGCUGAUGGUCAGGGCACCUGCAUUACCAGUGGCGCUUUCGCUGGAUUGACUCUACACAUCGGACCUGGCUCAGGAAACAGUGACCACUGUCUAUCCCGCGCCGUCGACGAGAGCGCCACCCAGUACUGCAGCUCAGACUUCGUCGCCCAAUGUGCCACGAACUCCAACUACACCAACUAUGAGAAAUGCAACGAGUUAGGCCCCCACGCUUACGGUCACAAUGGGCUUGGCGCUGUCAUGUCCGAAGUCUCUGCCUCGCCCGGCGACCCGGCCUUCUUCAUGCACCACUCCUUCGUCGAUCACAUGUGGCGCAUGUGGCAGACUGCCGACUCCGAGGACCGGCUGUACCAGAUCAACGGGGACAGCACUACGACUGAUCCCAAGCAGCCUCUGACGCUCGCCUACAAGCUCAGCUCUAUGGGGCUGAGGCCUGAUGUCACCGUGCAAGAUGUCAUGGACACGACGGGUGGUUAUCUGUGCUACCGGUAUAGCUAUUAA
Pseudomassariella vexata is the source of this 1119-nucleotide messenger RNA. RefSeq lists its product as uncharacterized. The transcript has 3 exons. Bases 1 to 1119 code for a protein of 372 amino acids. Gene Ontology annotation, molecular function: oxidoreductase activity. Lineage: Eukaryota; Fungi; Ascomycota; Sordariomycetes; Amphisphaeriales; Pseudomassariaceae. The record is from RefSeq and is a predicted model, not a curated record.